AUGGAGCUUGCGACGUAUCUGCUGUCAGACGGACAGACCCAACAGGGCCCGGCGUUCCUCCAACGAGCCAGGAUUUCUUUCCAAGAAUCUGUGGAACCCGAAGCCAGUGACGAUGUAUCCACGGUCGAGCAUGCGCACUCUUCUCAAACCAUCGUCGGAGUUUCCGAGCCACCGUCGCCAGAGGGCCGAGAUGGUGAGGCCGAAGCGCCCGCCUUGCCGUCGGUGCUGUCAAACCUGCUCAAGACGUCACCUGCCCGGUCGAUUGCACAAGACCAACCACAUGCCUCCGACUACGAUGACAAUGGCGAUGAUAAUCAAACUCGGACCGGGCAACGUCGGGCCAACCAUUCUACACACGAUAUGUCAGAGCACAAUCCUCUACUUUCACGGGUUACUUCGGGCGGUAGGAGAUCUUACAUGUCGGAUCUCGAGGGACAAAAACCCCAAGCGAGACGCCCAUGGAUCAGUGAUUUGGUGGAGGUUGGGCAUAAGAUGGAAGAACGGAUGAGCUAUGGUGUUGCAGUUGCUGUCAGUCCAAGCCGAUGGGAUCGAAAAGCACUUUGGCAUAACUGUGUGCUUACACCAGUCUCGUGCUUGCCGGUCGUCGCAGUCGGUCUUCUGCUUAAUAUCUUGGAUGCUUUAUCAUACGGCAUGGUUCUCUUCCCUUUGGGAAGGCCGAUUUUCUCUCAUCUGGGGUCCGCUGGAAUCUCUGUUUUCUACGUCAGUACUAUUGUAUCGCAAAUCACAUUCUCAUCCGGAAGCAUAUUCAAAGGUUCAGUUGGUUCUGAGCUGUUGACCAACAUCACCCAGAUCGAGGUGGUUCCCUUCUUCCACAACAUGGCCGCGAAGAUCACUGAAGUGGUUGGGGAGGGCAACCCGGAUGCCGUGAUAGCCACCACUAUUGUGUCAUUUUCUCUCAGCGCCAUGAUGACCGGCCUGGUGUUUUAUCUCAUGGGACGGUUUAAGGUUGGCUAUGUGGUGGGAUUUAUUCCCAGACAUAUCUUACUUGGCUGCAUUGGCGGCGUCGGGUGGUUCCUUGUCGCAACCGGAUUUGAGGUCUCAGCUCAACUCAAUGGCAGACUUCAGUACGACCUCGACACGUUGAAGCAACUAAUAGACCCUGCAACUGUGCCCCUCUGGGUAACACCCCUUGUGUUUGCCAUUGUUCUGUUUUAUGGCCAGUCCAAAAUCACGUCCAAGUUUUUCCUGUCCAUGUUUAUUCUAGCGAUUCCCCUAAUCUUCUAUUUCUUUGUGUUUGCACUCGAUGCCUUGGACGUGGAUGUUCUACGCGACCAUGGCUGGAUCUUCCGAGGCCCUCCUUCUGAUGAGCCAUGGUGGUAUUUCUAUACACUUUAUAACUUCAAGCUUGUCCGCUGGGACGCUGUUGCAGAAACCAUUCCCGCCAUGCUCGCCUUGACCUUCUUCGGCUUUCUGCACGUUCCGAUCAACGUCCCUGCCUUGGCUCUCAACCGUGGCGAGGAUCAUCUUGAUCUGAACAAGGAGCUAAGGCUUCAUGGCUACUCCAACUUCCUCUCCGGUUGCUUUGGCAGCAUUCAGAAUUACUUGGUCUAUGCGAACACCGUCUUUUUCAUGCGGUCGGGCGGGAACGUUCGCCUUGCUGGCUACAUGCUGGCAGCAGCAACCUUCGGAGUUAUGGUAGUCGGCCCAUCUCUCAUUGCUUUCAUCCCUGUUAUGAUGGUGGGCACUUUGGUCUAUGACCUCGGCUUUGAGCUUCUGGUUGAAGCUCUUUGGCUCCCCCGUAAGAGGCUCAAACUGUCCGAGUACCUUACCGUAGUCGUGAUUGUACUCGUCAUGAGUGUUCACGACUUCGUGGUAGGAAUUGGCGUCGGCAUCCUGUUGGCCUUUGUGUCGCUCGUUCUGCAGACAUCACGAGUGUCUGCUAUCCGCGGAAACUACUCGGGCGAUAUUGUCACAUCUACCGUGAGACGCAACCCAUCACAGCAUCAUUAUCUACAUGAUGCGGGACAGCAAAUCUAUAUCGUCAAGCUUACGGGCUAUCUCUUCUUUGGCACUAUUGUCAGUGUAGAAGAAAAGGUUCGGGGUCUUCUGGAUGAUAGCACCUUCGCCAAGCAUCCCAUCAAGUUCUUGAUUUUGGACAUGUGGCAUGUUACCGGGCACGAUUUCUCUGCGGGGGAGGCUUUCAACACCAUUAGUCGGCUGCUCGAUAAUAAAGGCGUGAUUCUUGUCUUGAGUGGCUUGGAUGCUGAGAACCAGCUUGGACAGAAUUUGAGGGCGGCCGGAUUGGGAAGCGAUGGCAUCGGAGUCAUGAUGUUGCCUAGCCUGAACUCCGCGUUGGAAAGCUGCGAAAACGAGCUCCUUAAGACUCUCUAUGCUAGACAGGAAGAGCUGAAAUCUCUGAAGCGCAUGUCCCCUCAACACUUGGAUGUGCCUCCAGCUAAGACUUCCAGUCUAUCCUCCUUUGAUUCCCCAUUCAACUCACCUCGCCGCAACCAUCUCGCCGAGGCCGCCCACGAUGCUUUGACCAGUGUUGAGGUUCAGCGUCCAUCCGAGUGGCAGAGUUUCAAGGAGCCUCUCCGCCUCAUGCUCCAGAUCUUCCAGGGCUUAAGCGACCAGAACGAGGUUUUCUGGUUCCCAGCAACUUUAUACUUUACACGUCGAGAGUACCCCACCGGCACCAAUAUCUUCCGAUGUGGAGAACAAGCCAACGGAUUCUAUCUCGUCGAGCGAGGCAUCAUCCGCGCGGAAUACCACCUGCCACAAGGCAGGUUGUGCGAGAGCAUCUUGGCAGGAACGACAUGUGGCGAGCUGCCUUUCUUUUCGGAGACAGAACUGACAGCGACGGCUGUUGUGGAAAGAGAUUGUGUGGUCUGGCGGAUGGAUCAAGACCAGUGAACAAAGAUUCAAAAAGAAG
Messenger RNA from Fusarium oxysporum Fo47, 2893 nucleotides. RefSeq names its product sulfate transporter family-domain-containing protein. The transcript has 4 exons. The coding region runs from base 1 to 2874 and encodes 957 amino acids. Lineage: Eukaryota; Fungi; Ascomycota; Sordariomycetes; Hypocreales; Nectriaceae. The record is from RefSeq and is a predicted model, not a curated record. Gene Ontology annotation, cellular component: membrane.